Suillus paluster is the source of this 1233-nucleotide messenger RNA. RefSeq lists its product as uncharacterized. The transcript has 4 exons. The coding region runs from base 1 to 1233 and encodes 410 amino acids. The record is from RefSeq and is a predicted model, not a curated record. Lineage: Eukaryota; Fungi; Basidiomycota; Agaricomycetes; Boletales; Suillaceae.
AUGCAGUCUGCUUUACCUGCGGGUGCAACCCUCCUUGGCAUGAUUUUAUCCUCAGACAAGACUACCAUUACAUCAUUGACAGGCAAUUGCAUCGCUCAUCCACUCCUCAUCAGCCUUGCCAAUCUCCACAUGAACAUGCGCUCAAAAUUGUUGACCAACUCUUUUGUCCUCACUGUGCUUCUACCUGUCCUGAAGUUUGUCCAGAAGAAAAAAUGCAUGAAGGGUGUGUUGCAGGACUGUCUUAUCCACCAAUUCCUCGACCUCAUUUUACGUCUGCUGAAACAGGCUGCCAAACAUGGUAUCAUGCUGUCUGACCCCAUCGGGCGCAGCCGUUAUUGCUUUACUACCCUUGCAAGUUAUAUUGUCGAUAUGCCUGAAGCAAUGAUGCUGUUGACUGUUGGGGGGAAAACAUCUCCUGUGACGAUGGUGAUGUAUAUGCAGUUUGGAGAUAGCUUCUGGCAUGAACCUCGGACAAGAUCAACAACUCUUGCCCAGCUCGCUGUUGUAUGCUCACGCGCUGAUCCAAAUGAUCUCGAGGCACAUUUCUGUGAAGCCCAAAAAUUUCACCUGAACGGUGUUGACAAGCCAUUCUGGAGUGACUGGAUAUUCGCAGAUCCUUCCUAUUUCCUUACCCCCGAAACACUCCACCACAUUCAUAAAGAGUUCUACAACCAUGAUGCCCAAUGGCUCAUUGUAUCUGUUGGAGAAUCUGAAAUCAAUUUUCACUUCUCUGUUCUACAGCCCAUCACCAGUUUUCAGCACUUUCAUGAAGGGAUCUUGAAGUUGAAACAAGUCACUGUUAGUGUGGAUGCAGUGCCCCCCAGUGUCCUUGCUGCAGUAUGCGUGCUCAUGCAAUUCCGUUACCUUGUGCAGUUGCCGCGCAUUGACGAGAACAAUCUCAAGCUUAUCUCUGGUGCACUGGAUGAAUUCCAUGUGAAGAAGGACAUGAUUAUCACUGCUGGAGCUCGUUGUGGGCAACACAACAAUAGUAUUGUCCCCAGCAUUCACAACAGUGGCGUCACGAGCCAAUGGACUGCCGACAUCACCGAACAUAUCACGGAGAUUAAAGACCCUGCAAGAUCUAGCAACAACAUCAACUAUGAUCCGCAGAUCUGUCGACAUCUCAACCGAGCCGACAAGUGUCGUCGAUUUGAGCUCGCCAUCAACCUUUUAGAUUGUGAUCAAAGUCUGCAAGAUGUUGACAUAGACCCCAAAGACAAUGUUGACACCUGA